UUAAAAUUGAAAAAUAACCGUAUUAAAGGUACCGAAAUUUGUUUCCAAUAAAAAUUGCAGACAGAGCGUACGAAAAUGGCGAUGAUCAUGCAAAUGACACCCUUUAUCCCUAAUCUUCGAAAGGGACAAACUCAAAAUCUUAAUUUUCCAAACAAACAUUCAUCAAUACGGAGUUGUUGUUCUGUUGGCAGUUCAGACCUCGUUGUAUCUCAGAGACUUGUCCAACAGUUCAAUCCUAAGAUUCCCGUAGAAGAAGCUGUUACACCUCCAUCAUCAUGGUACACUCACCCCUCUUUCUUCCAUCUUGAGCUCGAUCGUGUCUUCUACAAAGGCUGGCAAGCUGUGGGAUCCACGGAGCAGAUAAAGAAUCCCGGUGAUUUUUUCACUGGAAGGCUAGGAGAUGUGGAAUUUGUGGUAUGUCGAGAUGACAGUGGGAAUGUCCACGCCUUCUACAACGUCUGUCGUCAUCAUGCCUCUAUCCUUGCUUCUGGAAGCGGACAAAAGUCCUGCUUUGUCUGUCCUUACCACGGCUGGACAUAUGGAUUAAAUGGAACUCUACUUAAGGCUACUAGGAUAUCAGGAAUGCGGGAUUUCAACGUAAAUGAGUUUGGUCUUAUACCAAUCAAAGUAGCUACCUGGGGGCCUUUUGUCCUUCUCAAUUUGAAAAAGGAGAAUCUUUCUGAGAAAGAAGUUGAUAGUCAUAAUGUAGCAAAGGAAUGGCUUGGUAGCUGUUCAGAAUUACUGAGUACCAAUGGAGUUGAUUCUUCGUUAAGUUAUUUAUGUAGACGCGAAUACACCAUUGAAUGCAAUUGGAAGGUAUUCUGUGAUAACUACUUAGAUGGUGGCUAUCAUGUGCCCUACGCGCAUAAAGGCCUAGCAUCUGGUCUUAAUCUCGAUUCCUAUUCUAUCACUUUGUUUGAAAAGGUUAGCAUCCAAAGUUGUGAAGGCAGCAGCUCAGAGAAAAGCAAAGAGAACUAUGAUAGACUUGGAAGAAAAGCUAUAUAUGCUUUUGUUUACCCAAACUUCAUGAUUAAUAGGUAUGGACCUUGGAUGGACACCAAUCUUGUCCUUCCACUAGGACCCAACAAAUGUCAAGUAGUUUUUGACUACUAUCUUGAACCCUCACUACAGGAUGACACAGGUUUCAUAGAGAAAAGUUUACAAGAUAGUGAGAAAGUGCAGAUAGAAGAUAUUUUGUUGUGUGAAGGUGUCCAAAAGGGCCUCCAAUCCCCAGCGUAUAGUGUGGGAAGAUAUGCUCCUAAAGUUGAGCAGGCCAUGCACCAUUUUCAUUGUCUGCUGCAUGAAAACCUGACAACAUGAAUCCCAUUGUUCAUUAUGGAUGAUAAAUUACCACAGCAAUCAGUAAGUUUUGCAACCCAUAUUGGCAAUGGGCGACUGUCUGAAUUUGAAAUUGAUGCAUGGUAUGACACUAUUCUAUCAUAAAGGAUUUUAUUUUUAAUCAAACAUCAUCUCUCGAAGUUGUUGUAUAUAUCCAGUAAUGCAGGCUUGUGUAAGUUGCAAUACUAGUAUAGUAGCUUUUAAGUAUCCAUUGCUGAACAAGGUAGUUAUUUGGAAAUCUGCUAUGGUGAGUCUUGCCGCUCCAGUUUCAAUUCUGGACACAUGAACUGGGGUUUGCCUCUGACAAAUCUCUCAAGGUACAUAGAAGGGCAAAUCUAUUUUCGUGUAAACCCCAACCUGCUGCUAGGACUUGAUAAUUAAACACACCCAAGAUUUAUCAAGCCAAAAUAUAUAUUCUUUUGUUAGAAAUCAUUUCAUUUUUUUCCUUUGCAUUUUAACGCCGACGCAAUAAAACACAUGUAUUUACAUGCAAUCACUUUUAUUUUCUUAAAUUAUUACCUA
This is a messenger RNA of Cicer arietinum (chickpea), 1860 nucleotides long. RefSeq names its product choline monooxygenase, chloroplastic. The record is from RefSeq and is a predicted model, not a curated record. Lineage: Eukaryota; Viridiplantae; Streptophyta; Magnoliopsida; Fabales; Fabaceae. Gene Ontology annotation, molecular function: iron ion binding; 2 iron, 2 sulfur cluster binding.